AUAUUUUUUAGGGAUUCCAGAAGCAAAACCUGGUCAAUUGCACUUAUAUCGAGUAACAUCCGUACCUCCUCGUACUGGAGCAACUUUACCACCUCCAGUAUGUAUUACUUGUGUUAAGGAACCUACUCUCACAUCAACGUCACUAAUAUCUUUUGAUGAGGACAUAUACAGAAUUAAAACGACCAACUGGGAUGAAGGCGAUGAUGAUAUCGCGAUCACAACGCCCCCUAGUAAAAGAAAACGAAAAAAACACAUGGUUGACACUAACGAGUCUCCAUGUUUAUAUCAUAAUGCCAUCUUCAGUCCGAAUUCAGCUUAUUAUGUUUUGGAAUGCCUAGGUCCAGGAGUACCUUCAAGUAGUUUGUUCAAAGCUGUCAUGCUAGGACCAAAACUGCUAUUAACCCUUCAAAACAAUACAGAAUUGAGAGAGCGAGUGGCAAAUAUGGCUAUGCCCCAAAUCAAAACAUUUCCUGUACAAAUAUCUGGAGGGUUCCAAGCUCAAGUACGUCUGCAUCUUCCGCCUGGUCUUCGCGAAGAUGAAAUUACACGAUAUCCUUUAGUUGUUCAAGUAUAUGGUGGACCUGGAAGCCAACUUGUGACGGAAAGGUGGAGGGUCGAUUGGAACACUUAUUUGACUGGUCAUAAAGACUUCAUUAUUGCUCAAAUUGAUGGAAGAGGAUCCGGCGGCCAAGGACAUGAAAUUCUUCAUAAAAUUUAUUACAAGUUGGGUUCCAUAGAAGUUGCCGACCAAUUAGAAGUGACUGAAUAUUUAAGAGAUACUCAACAUUUCAUUGAUAAACGACGUGUGGCUAUUUGGGGCUGGAGUUAUGGUGGAUUCGUAGCAUCCUUAGCAUUAGCAAGUAGUAAAAACGUAUUCCAGUGUGCUAUAGCAGUAUCACCAGUUACCAACUGGAAACUUUACGAUUCUGCCUAUACAGAACGAUUCAUGGGCCUUCCAAAUGUAACCGAUAAUUAUAAAGGUUAUGAAGAAGCUGAUGUCAGCAAGAAAGCAUUCCAGUUGAGGGAUAAAAUGUUUUAUGUCAUUCAUGGUACAGCAGAUGAUAACGUUCACUUGCAACAAACCAUGGCUCUGGUAAGGAGUUUGUCAGAGACAGGAGCUUUAUUCAGGCAGCAGAUUUAUCCAGAUGAAAAUCAUAGCCUCGGAGGAGUGAAAAAACAUUUAUAUGAAAGUAUGGGUAGCUUUCUGGAUGACUGUUUUCGUAAGCAAGUACCUCCGGAGUACAAAGCAGGACUGAGGAAUUACUUGGACUAGAUUCUACAAACGUACCUCCGGAGUACAAAGCAGAACUGAGGAAUUACUUGGGCUAGAUUCUACAAACCUCUAUAGUUACGAAUACUCAGAACUGUUUUCCAUUAAAAUGUUUCAAUCUAUUUGAAAAAUGAACAACAAUUUUUACUCAAACAGUGCUUUGAAACAUCCAAAUAGCAUGGAUGUAGUGAUGAAAGUGCCAAAUUUUAAAUGUACGAUUGAUAUAAACGAAAUAAUCGUCUUGUAAUGUCGAAAAUUAUCGAAAAUCGGUAUCGGAAUAAGUGUCGAUAUGUACUCAGGAAAUCAAUUCCACAAUACACAGAAGAUGAAAUUGUUUCAAUCAAUAUUGUACUCACGCGAUAAGUACAAUAACUGAUACAUGCAAAUUCAAUCACGCUUCCUCUGACUAUAUUUUAUCAAUAUUUCAUAAAAGCACUGUUUAUAUGCGUUACAAAUUCAUCAAAUUUUAUUUCAUAAUGUAUUUAAUGAAAUAUAUUAGUAAGAAAUGACAUUUGACACCACAUAAAAAGAAUUACCAACAUGUUUGCCACUCAAUUUAGGAAAUAAUGAAUACAGUUUAAAAAACUAAAAAACACGCUUUUAAAAAACAUCGAACUAAAAAGUUAAAAACAUUUUUUGUAAUAAGCUUAAAGUAAUAACGAACGGAAAGUACUAGUAUUAUUGUGAAAAAAGCGACGGGCGCUUGAUAUACAAAAA
Molecule: messenger RNA, 1987 nt
Organism: Leptinotarsa decemlineata (Colorado potato beetle)
Lineage: Eukaryota; Metazoa; Arthropoda; Insecta; Coleoptera; Chrysomelidae
Gene: Dpp10
Product: Dipeptidyl peptidase 10
Biological process (GO): proteolysis
Cellular component (GO): plasma membrane
Molecular function (GO): dipeptidyl-peptidase activity; serine-type peptidase activity
Source: RefSeq, a predicted model, not a curated record